Messenger RNA from Kazachstania africana CBS 2517, 3246 nucleotides. RefSeq names its product Caf120p (gene CAF120). The coding region runs from base 1 to 3246 and encodes 1081 amino acids. The record is from RefSeq and is a predicted model, not a curated record. Lineage: Eukaryota; Fungi; Ascomycota; Saccharomycetes; Saccharomycetales; Saccharomycetaceae. The transcript has a single exon.
AUGAAACGUAUUUUUUCUGGUAAUAAAUCACCAAAAUUGACUGUACCGUCAAAUUCUUCAAGCAACAAUGCAUUCAGCCCUUCAAGCAGCCAGUUUAGUUCACAUUCAGACCCAUCUCUUGAAAGUCUGACGAAUACUCAAGAAUAUAUCAAAUCUGGUCAGCUUUCUGAGGAAUUAGUUCCCAUGGUCACGUUGUUAUCAAGUCAUGCUCAUAGAAGAUAUCAUGAAGGUGUACUUUUAAUGUUACAUGAUCUUAAAAAUGAUGGAUCUCAAGCAGGUAGAGUUUGGAAAGAACUAUAUGCAGUGUUGAUAGGUACACAACUUGCGUUGUGGCCUGCCAAAGAAUUGGCCGGAAGUGGCACAGCUGAUUUAAAGAAAUUAGCAUCAAAGCCCACAUAUAUCAAUUUUAUGGAUGCUACUAUCAAAUCGAUGAAUACAGUUAGUGGAAUUUCAGAAGCGAGAAACAAAAAACUGGAGAAUUCUCUUGUGGUAUCAACAACAUUGAAAAACAGGUAUUUUUUACAGUUUAGUGAUAAGGAAACAUUUGCCCAUUGGACCGCUGCCAUAAGACUCAGCCUUUACGAGUGUAGGGCUUUACAAGAGGCUUAUACUGGUGCUUUUUUAUCAAGCAGAGGUGCAAAAUUGAGUGAUAUUAGAGUCAUUUUAGCAUCAACAAAAUUUGAUUAUGAAGAUUGGGUUAGUGUACGCUUCGGCACUGGUAUGCCAUGGAAACGUUGCUAUGCAGUAAUAACACAGAAGAAGGGAAAAAAGAAAGACACUUUUGGUCAAAUUAAUUUUUAUGAGGAUGAUAAAAAGACGAAAAAGAAAAAUAAAGCUAUGAUUACUGUUACAGCUGCACAGGCUAUAUAUGCGGUAUACCCAUCUGCGCCACAAUUGAUCGAUGAUUCUACCAUUAUUAAAUUAGAGGGCACUAUAACAAUUGAAAACGAAUCAAGUUCCCAAACCUCAAAUCUAUUUAUCAUGCCAGAAAGACAUAAUGCUGUAGCUGGUUAUGAUACAAUUGUAAGAUUUUUAAUACCGGCAAUGAAUGCAUUUAAACUGUAUGGCAGACCUACAAAGUUAAUUUCUAAUAAGGAUGAUCCAAACUCAUUGUUAUUUGCCCUCCCGGUACUACCUCAUGUGUACUACCUGGAUGUGGACGAUCUAUUGGUAACGGCCAAUUCAUCCCCUAGUACAAACUGGGACGGUAAGGACUGGGACAGGUAUAUUACUGACCUAUUGCAGAACAAAUGUGCUCGUGGGUAUUCUGGUUGCGGUUCUACAGCAAAAUUAACGGGAGCCAUAUCAUCACCUAUCCUUGGCUCUGCAGAAUUAUUUGAAGGAUCAAAUUCUGCGUUCAAUAAUAAGCUGAGUGCGUCUCCUACUUUUGGACCUUAUGACAGAAUGUCAAACGCUUCUAAGUCGAACUCAAGCUUACCUAAAACUUCAACUAAGCCAGUUAACAAUAGUUUAUUGAGAGAAUUCACACUUCCAGAAUCAUCAAGUUUAAACGAUAGCCAGAAAUCUGUAUCGAAGAUAAUUAAUACCGCAAAUGAGCGAACAAAUGAUAUAUAUCCUCGUAACGAUAGUCAUGGUGAUAUGGCAGAACUUCCAAAGACGUCUGUCCGGAAAAAUAGCCCUGCUGUUAUAAAAAAUGAUAGCAAGAAUGAAGGAAUACAUUUGCCUGAAAUGCCGAGAGCUGGCGUUAGCAAUCUGGCUUGGAAACCUACAGAACUACCCGCUGCAGCACCUAGAUCUCCUUCAUUAAAUCCACCAGCAGAAUAUAAUAAAAAUAUCCCAUUCAAUAGCACACCAUCUUCUAAUGCGUAUGGAAGAACAGGACAAGCUUCCAAGUCGCAAUCGCAGAAAUUUCAUGAAAUAUCUAGGGCAACAAUCAACAAUCAGCCAGAACCAAACAUAUUUAAUAAUGGUAAUACGCCUAGCUGUAGCCAAGAAACGGAAUCAAGCGGUGCUAAACCAUAUCCUUCUAAUGAUAUAGUUACUAAUUUGGCCGAAUUGGCUGUGGAAGGGGAAAAUGUUGCUUCAGGUUUGAAGAAGGGAAUGAAAAUUGAGAUAACCAAUUCUACAUUUGAUAAAUUUGAAAAGAAAGAUCAAUUGAAAAUUCCCGAAAAGAACGAUCAUCGAAAUACAAAAUCCGAAUUAGGCUCAAUUUAUGACAAUUAUGCUAGCGAUCCGUUCGGUAGAUCUUCUAUGGGAGAGGAUGACGAAUUAAAAUUCACAUCCGAACUUUUGAAUAAUAAUGAGAAGGAUGAGUUAAAAGCUCGAAUGAGUAAUUUAAUGUCAAGAGAGGAUACAAGGUCAUCUAACGGAGAUAUCUUUGCUACAGACUUUGUCGAGCAGAGUGAAAUUUUGGAAAUGGAGAAGAAUUAUACCAAGAAAACUAGAAUUGAAGGUACCAAGCGGAAUCAUGGACAAGAAAACCACAGUUAUGCACAUGAACAGAUGCCUUCAACAGAAAAGAACCCAACAGACAAGGUGCGUCAAAAGGGUUUAAGAAUAUUGAACCCAUAUGCAAAGCGCAGUAAUCAAGAACCGCCAAAGGAUUUGGAUAAUAAUCGUCAAGAGCCACAAGUUCAUACACACGAAGAAUUAUCACAGCCCUCUCAACAUGGCCACCAACCACCGGUACAGCUAACACAUCAUAAUCAGCGCCCAUUGACACCAACACAGUCUGGUGUUGCUAUUCCACAGGAGGACUAUGACCCAAACAACGCUCGCAGUAACUACGUAAUUCCAAAUCAAGGAUUCCAAAAGGGUUAUCCCCAGAUUCAACUGCAGAGAAACCCACAAGACUACCAGCAAAACUAUCAAUCCGCACCAAUGCGAAUUCCACCUCAACAAUACCAACAACAUCCACAGAUGCAAUAUUAUCCUCCUCCUCCGCAGCAGAGAUACUAUCCAUCUCCACAGCAGCAGGGUUAUCAAACAAGGCAGUAUUCGUCACAACAACAAUACUUCCCGCAAGGUCCUGUAGGCCCACAACGGCAUUCAAGACCUGUACCAAGAAUGGGGCCACAACCAAUCCCUAUGCCAGUGCAUCCACCUAACAAUUAUGGAUCUCAACGUCCAUAUUCGCCACAACAGAUACAACCACAGAGAAUAAUGGCUCCAAACAAUCAAAAACAGCAGCAACAACAGCAGCAGCACGGUGGUCCAAGAGGUGGUGGUUUCUCACAGUUCAUGCCGGAUUCUAAUGCGAUUAAGAAAAAUCCAUAUGGUUCUUAA